Messenger RNA from Pseudozyma flocculosa PF-1, 6522 nucleotides. RefSeq lists its product as uncharacterized. Gene Ontology annotation, cellular component: nuclear pore; nuclear pore cytoplasmic filaments. Bases 1 to 6522 code for a protein of 2173 amino acids. The record is from RefSeq and is a predicted model, not a curated record. The transcript has 4 exons. Gene Ontology annotation, molecular function: structural constituent of nuclear pore. Lineage: Eukaryota; Fungi; Basidiomycota; Ustilaginomycetes; Ustilaginales; Ustilaginaceae. Gene Ontology annotation, biological process: protein import into nucleus; post-transcriptional tethering of RNA polymerase II gene DNA at nuclear periphery; RNA export from nucleus.
AUGUUUGGCUCUUCGGGCUUCGGCGGCUUCGGCCAGCAGAACCAGCAGAACCAGCAGAACCAGCCCGCCCAGCCCACAGGCGGCAUCUUUGGCCAGCAGCCCCAGCAAAACACCGCCACCGGCGGAUUCGGAAGCACUGGAGGCUUUGGAUCCACCGGCGGAUUCGGCGCCAGCCAGCCAGCCCAGACCGGAGGCGGUCUCUUCGGCGCCCAGCAGCAGCAGCCCCAGCAGUCGCAGCCCUUCAGCUUCGGCGGCGCCACCAACAAUGCAAGCGCCACGCCUGCGUUCGGUGCAAGGCCGGCCGGCACCACUGGCUUUGGCGGCUUCGGCUCCUCCACCACUGCCGCUCCCGCCUCCACCGGCGGCUUUACCUUUGGAGCCAAUACGGCGCAGCCCCAGCAGCAGCAGGCCACCGGCUUCGGAUCGACGCCUUCUACGUUUGGCAGCACCCAGACCGGCGGCGGCCUCUUUGGCCAGCAGCAGCAGCAGCAGCCUGCCGCCGGAACUGGCUUCGGCACCGCCUUCGGUCAGCAGGCCGCUGGUGCCACGGCGACCCCCGGUCAGAUCACCCAGGGAACCGCCUCGGUCCCCUAUGACCCCCUGCGCGAAGACGUCAGCCCGAACGAGCACAUCAAAGAUCGCAAGAACUGGGACGUCCAGCAGUCGAUCGUGGUGAUGCCUGCAUACUCGCACUACAGCCCCGAGGAGCUCCGCCUGAUGGACUACCAGCAGGGACGGUCCAAGGGCAAUGCCGGCCCCGGCGCCACCGGGACCGGCUUCGGCUUUGGCGCCCAGCCCACCAACACCGCCACCUUUGGCCAGCAGCCCGCGACGACUGGCUUCGGCGCAUCGCAGCCCGCUACUGGCGGAGGUCUCUUCGGCCAGCAGCAGCCGCAGCAGCAGCAGACUGGCGGCCUCUUUGGGCAGCAGAAUCAGCAGCAGCAGGCAGGAGGCCUGUUUGGUGCUAAGCCCGCCACCACCGGUUUCGGCUCGACGGGCACCUCGGGCGGUCUUUUCGGCCAGCAGCAGCAGCAGCAGCCGCAACAGAGCGGCGGUCUGUUCGGCUCGACCGCGCAGACCGGUCAGCAGCCCUCUACUGGCUUCUCUUUCGGCGGCGCCAACACAUCCAACACGGCCGGACAGACCGGCGGCUUCUCGUUCGGGGCCCAGCAGCAGCCGCAGCAAAACAAGCCCGCGUUUGGCUUCGGCUCCACCACCCAGCCGUCGCAGCCCUCGACCGGCUUUAGCUUCGGCGGCGCCAACCAGCAGCAACAGCAGCAGCAGCAGCCAGGACAGGCGGGCACCGGCUUCGGCACGGGCACGGCGGGCGGCUUCAGCUUUGGCGCAAAGCCGGCAACGGGCGGCCUCUUUGGUGGCGCCACUAGCCAGCCGGGCACGCAGCCCGCCACCACGACGUCGACUUUUGGAGGCUUCGGUGCGACAUCGGCGGCAGGAGCGCAGCAAAACAAGCCCGCCUUCUCUUUCGGCACCGGCGGCGGCGCAUUCGGAGCGUCGAGCGGCGCGACUACCGGCACUGCCGCCGCACCGGCGACCGGAGGCGGCCUGUUUGGCGGAGGAGCGCCAACGACGACCAGCCAGCCUGGCGGCCUCUUCGGUGGCGCGGCCACUAACACCACCGGCACCGGCGGCUUCAGCUUCGGCGGAAACCAGCAGAACCAACAGCAGGCUGGCCAGACCGGAGGCGCGGGCGGCUUCGGCUCGGGAGGACUGUUUGGCGCUAAGCCCGCCGGCCAGACUGGCACGCAGACGGGCGGCGGUCUGUUCGGCAGCACGACCGGACAGGGCCAGGCUGGCACCGGCUUCGGCGGCACCACGGGCGGCGGCCUCUUUGGCAGCAGCACCAACAACAACGCCGCCAAGCCUGGAGGAUUCUCCUUUGGCGGCGGCUCGUCGCUCUUUGGAGGGCAGCAGCAGCAGCAACAGCCGCAGCAGCAGCAGGCCGGAGGCCUUGGCGGUGGCUUCGGACAGAGCACUGGCGCUGGCGGCUCGGGCCUGUUCGGGGGCGCAGGUCAGACUCAGAACACUGGCACUGGCGGUGGCCUCUUCGGCGGCGGCGGCGGCUCCUCGCUCUUCGGCGGCAGCACUGCUGGUGGCGGAGGGCUGUUUGGCCAGUCGACCGGCCAGACGGGUCUUGGCGGCGGUCUCUUUGGCCAAUCCCAAGCGGGCCAGCAGCAACAGCAUCAGCAGCAGCCCAUCCAGGCCUCGCUCGACACCAACCCCUACGGCACCGACAGCCUCUUUGCUUCGAGCCUUCCGCCGCAGGCGCAGGGCGCUGCCGCCCAGGCUCCUCUGCCGUUCAACGUCGCCGGGAGCAAGAACAAGCCUCCGCUGGUGGCUCCCUUCCGCUCGAGCCCGCGCAGCGCCGCCAAGAUAACGCGACUGCGCGGCUCCACCCCCGCUGCCACCGGCUUCGGAGGCAGGGAGGGCACGCCCGGACUGGGCCGCGAGGGCACGCCCGGCGCAUACACCCGCUUCGGCACGCCCGGACGCGCGGGAUCGCCGAGCAUCUUCAAGGGCCUCAGCGACGAGCACACGCAGCCGCUGUCGUCGCAGGCCUUUGUCUCGCGUCCCAGCUCAAAGCGUCUGGUCCUCGAUGACGUCGGCGACGGCAGCUUCUCGACCAGCCGCAGCGGCAUCGGUCGCAGCGGCAGCGUGCCCCAGUUCCACGACACUAUCAGCAGCCCGCUGGUUCCUGGUGCUGGCUUCCUCCGCUCAGGCACCGCAGCACCCGCCAACCGCGUCAGCUUCAGCCCGGCGCUCGAGCAGCGUGCCGAGUCCGUCAGGCCCGGUGGUGCCGGCGAUGUCAGCUUCGCCUCUUCGCUGCCAUCUCGACGCGGCAACCUGUUCGCCUCGACCUCGAUAGUCGACGAUUCGCCCUCGAAACCCGCCGCUGCUGCUGCCGCAGCCAAGGCUGCCGUGCCUCGUCCUGGACGCGACCUCGAGUCUUCGUUCGUCGCAGCCGCGUCUGAACCCACCGCCGCGACGGCCAAGAAGGGCGAGUACUACCUCGAGCCCAGCCUAUCGGCGCUCCGCACCGCGCGCUUCGAAGAGCUGGCGGCCGUCCACGGCUUCAUCGUCGGACGCCACGGCGUGGGCAAGGUCGAGUUCCUGGACCCCGUCGACCUCACCACGCUGCCGGAUCUCACCGACAUCGCCGGCGGUGUGGUCCAGAUCCGGCUCAAGGAGAUUGUCGUCUAUCCGGAAGAGGGCGACUACGAUCCGCGCAACCCCAAGGAUGGCGCCAAGCGCAACUACGACUUCCUCCCCAAGGCCGACGAGGGCACCGGGCUCAAUGUGCCGGCGCGCGUCAGCCUCGAGGGCUGCUGGCCCACUGACCGGGCCACGCGCGAACCCAUCAAGGACGCCAGCCACCCGCGAGUCAAGCAGCACAUCAACAAGCUCCGCAACAAGGGGGAAACCGAGUUUGUCGAUUACGAGGCCGAGAGCGGCACCUGGACCUUCAAGGUCAAGCACUUUUCGCGCUACGGCCUCGACGACAGCGAUGAGGACGACGGCGAGGGCGCCGCCGCCGCCGCCGCCGGUGGCGCUGCGCCGAACGCGGCCCAGGCCGCUCUGCACGCCAAGGCCAAGGCGUCGGCCACCACGAAGCGUGCCCUGCGCUCGCGACAGUAUGCCGGCAGCUCGGACAUGACCGACGACGACGACGACGCUCCGCCGCCCUCUCAGGCGCUGCUCGACGGCGCUUCGGAGCACGAGACCCUCGGCGGCGAUGAGGAGGCUGCUUCGCAGAUCUCCAACGACACCUCGAGCGUGAUGCACGAGAGCGAGCUCGACGACGCAUGGGGCGCUCGGGCCAGCACACCGCGCGCGUCGCGGGCGGGGUUUGGCCAGGAACGAGCGCGGAGCUCGACGCCUUCGGUCAUCGCCUCGGCGGGGUUUGGCGGCGGCGCCUCUAGCCGCGCCGGCACGCCGUCGCGAGCGCUUGGAGGUGCCGGCCGCGCCUCUUCUGGCGUCGAGGCGCGGAGGGUGCAGGUGAUGCAGGCGAGUUUUUUUGGGCAGGACGACAGCCAGGUAGCUUCCGGGGCUGUCGUUCCUCCUCUGACGGCAGCUGCAGCGACUCCGACAUCGCGUAAGAUGGCGGGCGCGCAGGUCGUCAACCCCAGGAAGCACAACCGGUACAGCACCGGCACCAACACGUCUUCGAGCCCGCAGGGGCCUCCGCAGCCGGCCUCGACGGCCCCGACGACCAACGUUGUCGAACGAGGCGGCAACAACAAGGGCGUCGCAGGCGCGCGUGCGGCGUUCGACGUCGAGCCCGUGGUCCAGCAGCCCGAGACGGCCCGACCGGCGAGGAAGCUGACUCGUCUCGACCUCUCGCGAUCUGCCGUCAAAGGCCACGAGGGGCUCUCGCUCGACGCCGGCCUGGCCCUAGGCCGCAGCUUUCGCGUAGGCUGGGGGCCCGACGGCACCAUCGUGCACAACGGCAAGAUUGUCGGCCUCGCCGCCGCUGGCGCCAACAAGUCGAAUGCAGAGGAGAAUCAGGCCAGCACAGUGACGACGGUCAAAAUCGAGAAGCUCAAGAUUUUCAAGGAUGCUGAGACUAUGAAAACCGAGGGGGAAAAGGCCGAGAGGCUGCUCAAGGUGCAGCUCGACAACUCGAUCAUCGAAGAGGACGAGGAGGGCUGCCCGGUGGCCUACACGCAGUUCACCACCCGCUUCCGGCACUUCGCUCGCGCGUUCGAGCUGAAGGACAGGAGCUUCGAGGCCUGCCUGUGGCGCCUCGGCGUCGCCCUGUUUGACGAGAUCGACCUCAAGCUGCCCGAUGGCAUGUCGACUGCGGCUGCCGAUCGGGUCGCCAACCUGCGCCGCAAGGCCGCCCUCUCUAACUGGCUCCGCCACAGCGUCGCUGGCACUGUCGAGACCGAGUCGCGUUCGCACGUCGCCGCGAGCCGGACGGCGGCGCUCACCUUUGCGUACCUCAGCGGCAACCAGGUCGAGCGAGCCGCCCAGGCCGCUCUCGAGUCCGGCGACCUCCGCCUCGCUACGCUGAUUGCCCAGGCGGGCGGCGACGAGGAGACCAAGGCCGACAUCAACGAGCAGCUGCUCGUCUGGCGGCAGGAGGGCGUCGAUGCUCACAUCACCAAGGACCACCGCCGCAUCUACGAGCUCCUUGCCGGCAACGUGACGCUGUCCAAGGGCACCGAGGCGCGGGCCACGCGCGACCCCGUCGACCAGGUGCCGGACCUCAAGAUCCCCGAGGGCCUCGACUGGAAGCGCGCCUUUGGUCUCCACCUCUGGUACGAAACCGCUCACGAGGCGCCGCUGCAGCAGAGCUUCGAGCGGUACGAGAGCAUGGUGGGCGGCGCCGGAGGCACGGCCCCUCCGCUGCCCCACUACCAGGAAGGCUCGCAGCUGGGCGCGCUCCGCCUCAAGCAGCUGCUGCAACGCCCCGACUACGUACGGGACGCGCAGUUUGAGCUCAUCAAGCUCUAUGCCGAGCCGACGCACGAUCUCGAGUCGACGCUGCGCCCGUGCGCGUUUGGACCGAGCGUGUCCGACUUCCGCCUGCCGUGGCACCUCUACGACCUCCUCUCGCGCGUGCUGAGGCAGCGCGACUUCCAGGACCGUACCGAGCUCGGCCUCGAUGUCGCCGCCGACGCCAUGGCCGAGGACGGCGAGGCUCGGGCCGAGGGCAACAGCGCCCGCGCCGACGGCCUCGCUUCGAGCUACGCCCAGCAGCUCGAGCUCGAGGGCCUGUGGACGUGGUCGGCCUUUGUGCUGCUCCACCUCGAGUUCUCGUCGAGCCGGCAGGCGGCCAUCAAGGCGCUGCUGGCGCGCCGUGUGGACGACAUCGACGACGAUGCGGAACAAUUCCUCUGCCACCGCCUGCAGAUCCCCGUCGAGUGGAUCUACGAGGCCCGAGCCUACGCGGCCCGCCAGCGCGACGACCGGUACGGCGAGUACCUGCUGCAGCUCAAGGCGAGGAACUUUGUGGCGGCCCACAACGUCGCCGUGCAGCACCUUGCGCCCGAGGCCGUGAUCAGGGGCGACCAGGAGCUCAUCACGCGGCUCUUUUCGCCGUUCUACGCCGACGACAUGGACCCGACGGUGGACCUGCCCGGUUGGGCCGAGGGAGGGGAGCUGUUUGUCGACUACGUCGCUGCGACGCGCGAGCUGCCGGGCCUGCUGAGCCGGGCCGACGCGGGCGAGCUGACGGGCGCCGAGGCCGAGCGGCUGGAGCGGCUCUCGAGGCGCCUGACCGAGAUGCUGUCGAGCGUCGACGCGCUCUUCCCGCGGCGCGAUGCGGAGCUGGUGCAGAAGGUGGCGCGCACCGAGAUGGUGGCGGGCCUGAUGAUGCUGGUGCGGCUGGUGUCGAGCCGGUCGCUCGGCGUGCUGGGCCGAAAGAGCCUCGAGCCGGCCGUGUCGCACGUCGACCUCAACCUCGGCAGCCGAUGGGACCCGGCGUGCCUCGAGGUCGACGCCGUCCAGAACGCCGCCGAAGACUACCUCGAGCUCCUCCUCGGCACCUCGUCGGCCUAG